AUGGCUAGCCCACAGGUUCUAGUUUUCGAUGCUGAGGGCCGCCCAGUGAAGUUUGACACCUGGCUAGAUGACCUGCACCUCUACCUACAGCUCACAGCCAAGGAUGACAUCUCACUGUACGACCACGCCCUAGGCCAUGUCCCUGCCCCUGCUGCUACUGCUGACAGCACUGCUCGCUCACAGUGGCAGACUCGUGAUGCCCACGCUCGCUUCGCUAUUCGCAACUCCCUGCCGAUAGAUGAACGCGAGCACUUUGGCCAGCACAAGACUGCACAGCCACUGUACACAGUUGUAGUUGCUCGCUACUCCUCACCUGCCUCUGCCGCACUAGGCCGUCUCUCCCUCCCCUACAUGUUUCCCGACCUGGCCUCGUUCCACACAGUUGCUGACCUCAUCACGCACCUCCGUACUAGUGAGGCCCGCUUCCGUGCCGCCAUGCCCGCUGAGUUCCUUGCCACGCACCCCCCUCCACUCUGGCUCACUCUCUACCACCUAGUCACCCGCCUCCCUGACACACUUCGUGCUGUCAGGGACCACUUCCUAGCUCGCUGCCCCACUGAGCUCACCAUUGCCCUCCUUGAGAAGGAACUGCUUGCAGCUGAGACUAGCACAGUCGCUGUAGGUGCCUCUCGUGGCGACCCCUGUACCCCGUUCUUUGAGGGGUGUUCUCCUUCCCCCCUUCUUCCCUCUGUCGCCUCUGCUGCUGCUGUCGACCUUCUUGGUACUGAGAAGGUCGGCACAGCGUCUGCUUCGAGCGGGCGCCGCAGCGGCAAGGGCAAAGGGGGCAAGGGUGGUGGUGGUGACGGCGGGGGAGGCGGCGGUGGGGGCGGUGGAGGCGGCGGGGGUGGUGGCACGACUGGAGGGACUAGUGGCAGCGGUGGGGGUGGUGGCGGCAGCGGCGGGGGAGGUGGCAGGGGCGGAGGCGGUAGUUGGGGUGGCGGUGGACGAGGCGGCGGCAGGGGUUGGGGUGGUCGAGGAGGUGGCGGCAGUGGUGGUUGUCGUGGAGGCGCUAGCGGUGGCAAGCGCCAGCAGCACACUCCUUCGCCCCAGGAGGUCCGUGAGUGGUACUCUCUGCACGGGGGUGGGGGUGGCAUUAGCUGCACGUACGUCAUUCGCACUGGUGACUGCACUGGUCAGCAGUGUGGACGACCGCACGCCACACAGCGCUGCUUCGCUCGUCUUGACGACGCUUGGCGUGUUCAGUUCCCUCAGGCCACGGAGCUGCCCUGCUGGAUUGAUCUCCUGAAGAAGGGGAUUGAUAUCUAUGCUCUAGACUUUGAUGCUAUUCUAUCUGCUAUGUAUGUGAUGUCUACUAGUGGAGAGGGAGCUGAGUACUUGUGUGUGCCGCCCGACCCUGGCAUUAGGGCUAGUGCGUCUGCCGCUCCAGGUACUCGCGUGUCGGCUACCCCAGGUGCUGGUGAGGCGGCUGCUCUAGGUGCUUGUGUGUUUGCCCCCUUUGGUACUGAGUCGACUGCAGCACUGCACACCUUCACACUGGACUCAGGUGCUUCUCGGUGCUUCUUUCGUGACCGCACUGCCCUUGAGCCGCUUGCUCGGCCAGUUGCUGUCUCCCUUGCUGACCCCUCUGGGGGUCCGGUCAUUGCGACCUCUUCCACUGUCCUUCCUUGUCCUGCGGUCCCGUCGGGCACACUGUUAGGUCUUCACCUCCCCUCGUUCUCUACGAACUUGGUGGCAAGAUGUGCGCUCCAGGACGGGGGUGUUCACCAGUUCACCCCUGCCUACGAGCGCGUGACACACUAUACGUGUGCUCGUACGGGCCGUCAGUUGGCUACCUUCACUCGGCAGCCGGGGUCGGACCUGUACACACUGACUACUGAGUCCCCUCAGGUUGCUGCGUCUGUGUCUGCGUCCGCGUCAGGUCAGCUGUCGGCCCCCUUCUCGUGUCGCUCUCUUGCACACGAGACUUUCCUCAGGCACCACCGCCUUGGCCACCCGUCUGUGCAGCGGCUUCGUGCCAUGCACUCCCGGUACCUUGUCUCUGGCCUGCCCAGGGUCCUUCCUCCCCUCCCACCCUCACCUACUCCUACCUGUCUCCCCUGUGUCGAGGGACGGCAGCGAGCCGCUCCUCACUCCUCCUCGUUUCCCCCGACGACUGCUCCCUUGCAGACGCUCCACAUGGACGUGUGGGGCCCAGCCCGCGUCCGUGGUCAGGGUCAGGAGAGGUACUUCCUGAUAGUUGUUGACGACUACUCGCGCUACACCUCGGUCUUCCCCUUGCGCACCAAGGGUGAGUUGUUCACACUUCCGUCCUCUCCACAGCAGAAUGGGGUUGCGGAGCGCCGCAUUGGCCUGGUCAUGGAGGUCGCCCGUACCUCCUUGAUCCAUGCGACUGCCCCCCACUUUCUGUGGCCGUUUGCGGUCCGGUACGCUGCGCAUCAGCUCAACCUCUGGCCCCGUGUCUCCUUGACGGAGACCUCGCCCACAUUGCUGUGGACGGGUGAGGUUGGCGAUGCGUCGCGUUUCCGGGUUUGGGGAUCUCGAGCUUUUGUCCGCGAUACGUCUGCGGACAAGCUCUCCUCCCGUGCUGUUCCCUGCGUCUUCCUCGGCUUUGUCCCAGACGCGCCUGGUUGGCACUUUUACCACGCCACAUCGCGCCGAGUCUUGCCCUCUCAGGACGUCACUUUUGACGAGUCCGUCCCCUACUACCGCCUCUUCCCCUACCGCACUGCCCCGCUCCCCCCCCCCCCCCCCGCCUCUCUUCCUCGCGUCAGGUGCUGCUGUUGUAGACCCCCUCCCCCCUCAGGGUGCCGCUCCCUCAGGUGUGUCUCAGGUAGACCCGGUUGA
Molecule: messenger RNA, 2805 nt
Organism: Closterium sp. NIES-65
Lineage: Eukaryota; Viridiplantae; Streptophyta; Zygnematophyceae; Desmidiales; Closteriaceae
Source: the annotation of a GenBank genome assembly